AUGGAUCAACUUUGGAAGGGAUAUAAGAUUUUUUUCAAGAUGGAGACACUCUCAGCUACUACACAAGAUGAUAGUUCUGGGGCAAAUCCAAGUAGUGUCAAAAGUGAUGAUAGCAGCCCCCAGCAUGGGAGUGGUCGAGGCUCCCCACCACCGAAUUGCGCAAUAUGCUUAGGAACAUGCCGCAAUAAAUCAUUUACUGACUCCUGCCUACAUCAGUUCUGUUUUAAAUGUUUAUUAACCUGGAGCAAAGUUAAGGCAGAAUGCCCACUUUGCAAACAAAAUUUUCGGUCUAUAAUUCAUAAUGUACGAUCCAAUCAUCAAUAUGAAGAGUACAUGGUUGAACAAAGACAGAGUGACGAUCCUCCAGAUAGAAUAGACAUAGAUAACUUAACAAAUCCUCGUCGAUUUAGAUACAGGACGACGCUGACGCUGCCGCGCCGCGAGUCGCUGGCCAUCCAGCAGCUGCUGCUGCACCACUACCCGAUGAUGGCGGACGUGCUGCCCGCGUCGCGCCCCCUCGCGCGCCCCAUGCCGCGCCGCCGCUCGCCCACCUCCUUCCGGCGGACCGUGUACCGCCACAACCUGUGGGCGCGUCCGCUGCCCGACAUCACCGGCUGCUUCAGGGUGUGCUCGCCGGUGUUCUACAGGUGUAACGUCUCGCAAACGCACCGGCUCGUCCCGUGGCUGAAUAGGGAGCUGCACUACUUGCUGAACGAGAACGAGGGCCACAUAGGGUACGUCAUUACGAGGAUCAUGGAACUGCUGCCGCGGCACCACAUGAACUCGCCCGAGUUCGCAGAGGCGAUGCGGGGCUACUUCGGCGAGCGCACCGAGCACUUCCUCCACGAGCUAUACUGCUUCGCCUCGACGCCGUACGACAUGACCGGCUACGACCGCAACGUGCAGUACACCACGGACAGCCGCAUCUCGACGGUGGUCAGCCACGUGCUCUCCAGCUCGGACUCGGAGGCGAGCGCGGACUCGGACAUCGUGAUGGUGUCCAGCUCGCAGCCCGCGGAGCCGCCGCCGGGGCCCUCGAGCGAGCCGCAGCCGCUGUACCCGGCCAACCACAUACCGCUGCCGGCGCCGACCGCCGGCGGCGUGAUCCCGAUCGAGACGCUCUCCCAGUCCGACACGGACGACGACUCCUCCGAGGUGAUGGUCGUCGGCUACAUAAAGCCGCCGCAGGUCCGCACGCCCGAGGUGGUCGACCUGCUCGGCUCCGACAGCGACGUGAUCGUGCAGGAAGGCGGCGCGGGGCCGCCGGCCGCCCUCGACGCCGACGCCCCGGCGCCCCUCGUGCGGCUCAGCCUCAAGCGGCACCGCGCGCGCACCGCCACCGACAGCGACGACAGCGCUUACACGCCGCCGCCGUACAACCGGCAGCGGCGGCAGCGCUCCGACGACACCGCCACCACGUCGGACACGCGCCGCACGACGCCGUCGCCCGCGACCGCCUCGAGCUCCACCUCGCCCACGACCUCGGGCUCGGGUAAAACCACCACCACCACCUCCACCACCACCUCCAACACCGCCUCCACCACCGCCUCCACGUCGACGCCCUCGUCGGCCGCGACGCCGAGCAGCAGCUGCAGCGACGCGUCCAGCGCCUCCUACAGCUCCGGCCGGAGGAAGAGGCUGCAGAAGAGGCGGCCGAGGCGCAGGGCCAAAACGCCCGCCACGACGGCCGCGCCCAAGUCGAAGCGGAGGACGCGCAGGCAGUCGGCGCGCGGCCGCAAGCCCAGGAAGCCGCCCGCGCCUCCGGAGGGCGACAAGUCGGAGAAGCGGAAAUCGGUCAGCGGGAAGGGCGUCAAGUCGUCGAAGAAGAGCGCCGAGGCGGCGGUGCAGACGGCCCUCGAGCAGCCGGGCACGAGCGGCACCCCCGGCGGCAGGAAGCCCGAGAGCCGGCCCAGCCGAGAGAGCAGAAGACUGAGGAGUGUCGUGAACGUGAUAAGCGGCCAGAAGACCUCCGCCGAGUCCAUCUCGAGCGGCAACGCGCACCUCGCGAACGACAGCCCCACCGUCAUAAGCACCGUUUCGGCCAAUUCGAGCAAUCGCGGAACGGUGAUCGAGGAGGACAAAGGAAGGAAAACGGUGAUUACGUCUUCGGCUGGGGCUAAGGCUAAAAUGGAUAGCGUUUUGUUAAAACGUGCAUUUUACUCCGUUAACAAGAAGGAUGAAAAUUUAUCUGAUUCAGAGGAUGACCUACCUUUAAAUCUCACGGUUCAAAAGAAGAACCCGUGCCCCUUU
Molecule: messenger RNA, 2250 nt
Organism: Iphiclides podalirius (scarce swallowtail)
Lineage: Eukaryota; Metazoa; Arthropoda; Insecta; Lepidoptera; Papilionidae
Source: the annotation of a GenBank genome assembly